CUUCGCUCCUCAAAAGCGCCGACGACCUGAGCAGCACGAGGCACGAUGGCGAGCUCGCUAUCCCAGCAGCUGGGGAGCAUACGCUCACACAAUGCCGACCGGAUAGGUACCGAGGUGUCCAAGGCGCGAGCGCUAUCGACCUCGUACCUGUUUCCGGCCAAGGUAGCCUCCUCGCAGGACCUCCAAACCGUCCAUGGUCUCGGCACCAAUGGGUGGGAAGAGCUCUGCCUUAACGAUGCAAAUUUGGAUCGAUGGGCUUCGACAGAACAAGGCAUGCUGCUUUUCGGGCCCUCCAGCAAAGACCUAGACAGAACCAUGGCCACCAAGGAGGAGAAUCAGCAGAUUGAUGCGGCCGUCAGCGAAUUCUUUGCUAGAGUCGGGGGCUCGCUCUUGGAGAGAAGCACAAGCAAAUGCAUUGAGUGGCUCGUCAGGAGAUUUAGAAUCAACGACUUCAACGUGGAGACGACAUUGUCCGCCUUCAUGCCUUACCACGAAACGCCUCAGUUCGCUCGCAUGCUCCAGAUUCUCAAGAUCCAACAUAAGCCACACCUGGCUUUCCUCCUUCCAGUCAGGAAACGUGCGGUAUCGCUCCCCUCCUCGGUCCUUAUCUCCACCCUUCUCGGUCCACCUCAGACGACGCCCGCUCUCGAGACGCUCAGGUGGAUUACCUCUCUUCCGUGUCUCGACGACGACGUCAACCCAAGCCAUGCUCUCGUCUCCUUUUGGACUUCGACGCUCGUCCGGGUCUGCGCUCGGUGGGCGGGCGAGGCUACCGACGACGUGACCCUCUCGAUGGGCCUCACGAAGGGAGGCUCGGGCAAGGGGAAAGGCAACAGCCAGGACAGUGCGCAGCUGAUUCUCAGUGUUCUUCUCCCUGUCGCUGUCGACUUGUCUACCUCGCUUUCGCGGGGAGCAGAAGCCCAGGCGGCCGGUUGCAUGGUCCUCAGUGCCAUCUCUGCGGCCUUUGACUUGAGCACAGAAGCUACGCACAGCGUAGUGAGCAGUCUGGCCACCGCAGCGUCGAAUAAGAACAUCGAAGGGGCUUUGAUCACUGCGGCGUUCAGCAUCGUGCAAUCUUCAAACGCGAAGAAAGAUUCGGGCGCGUUCCCGAUCCAGGCAGCUCGCAGGCUCGCACAACGACCAGGCUUUGUCGACAUCCUUCGGCACAACUGCAGAACUUAUCGCUUUGAAUCCUCGCUCGUUUACUUUUGUGAUGCUCUCGGCGAUGUCUUGGAGCAGCAAAGUGCGGAGAUGGCGUCCGAGGAAAAGGAUAAUUUGGGGCUACUUCUAGAAGACAUACUGGAUUUCGCAGACGCUGGCGUAAAGGUCCAUGUAUGCAAACGACUCCUUCGCCUUAUCGCACUCAAGAAGGUCCCCGAGAUCGUCGCUGCGCUCGCACGAUGCCGACAACGACAGCCCGCCAUCAUUGAUGAGGCCGUCAAACAGCUCACUUCUGGGUUGAACGCCGACAAGAGUGCUUGGUCUGCGUUGAGUGCCGUCAUGGCAGCCCAAGCAGGAGUUACACUCAAGUCUUCCAAAUCGACAAAGCUCUGGCUCGGCGUCAAUGACACUUCACCGAACAGCAGAAAGGUGGCUAUAGAGGCGAUGUACUCUUCCAUCGAUAAGGGCGAGACAUCGGUCACGGACCCCAUGGUCAAGGAGACUGUCGCAUCUCGGCUCAGCGACGACUCUGCCCUCGUCUUGUCUUCGCUCUAUAGCAGACCAAACGUGCUGCUUGCCAACUUGAAGCCAGAAGCGAUCGCUGAUGGUAUUGCUUCCUCGAUGUCUCUUAUGCAAAGAGAUAAUGAAGGACAAGCGAUUUUCGCCCAUGCUUCCUUUCUCGCUCAGCACGUUGCUGGUUCUUCUCUCAAGGCCGAUGGAACGAUCUUGGACGCACUAUGGCCAACAUUGCUCUGCAGCGAACACAACCACGAAACAUGCAGCAAGAUUGUCGACGUCCUCUCGGCCUUGUCAAAGAAGCAGUCGGACUCAUUCCUGUUCAGAGUGGCUGAUUCAAUCACAAAGACGACAAAGCGCAGCUUCUCGAGCAAAAAUUGGCAGCAAGUCAAUGCUGAUGUCGCGCUGGCAAUUGCCGAAGCUGUGUCCUCGUCAGAUGCUUCGUCGUGGCAAGAGCACGUCGACACCAUCGUGAGGCGGCUUGGACUGACGGGACGAGAAGAAAAUGUCCGAAGUCGAGUGCUGGCUAACAUGGUGCUCGGCAAGCUGAUAGAGGUGAUCGAGGUCGGCAAGCGGGGUCGACUGGCAGCAAGCAUUCUCAAGGACGACACACUGGUCGCGACCGCCGAGUCGAAAGAGGGAGCUUCGACAAAGGCAUUUGGAGACGACUUCCUGGCAAAGGUCUACAAGUUUACAAAACCGAAGCAAGUAUUGGCCUGGUCGCAGGCAAUCCUGCUCGUUCAAAUCGUAUCAGGUGUUCCCCUCGAAAGCAGCGUCAUGCUCGGUAGCACUACCGCCGACUUCAAAACGGCCGCACAACUCUACGAAAUUGCCAACUCUAGCUCCACGGACGUCAACCUGUCAAAGGACAUGCUCCAGAUCCUCUUCUCUCGGAUGGGCGAAUCCGCCCUCGUAUUUCUCGCCAAUAUCUGGACGUCCCAUCCCUUGCCCGUCGUCCGGUUUGCUGCGUUGCGCCACGGAAAGACCUUUUUGUCGGCUUUCGAUGAGACCACUCGCAAGAUUGAUUUCCAGACGAUUCUGCCGUCGUUCUUUGUCUCACUGAAGUCUCAAGAGGCAUCGAUCAGACGGGAAGCCAUUUCGUGCCUCGACCUGCUGGCCGCAGUCAUCGCAAAGGUUGUGUCACGCACCGAUUCAGCCCCAGUCGAAACAUUUGGCUAUGACUCGCUCUACGGCCAGAAGGCGUCCGAGAAUCUCAAAUACCUCGACGUUGCGGGUGCGAAGCGUUUGCUCGACCUCAUCAUCAAGAAUGCGACGGCGUUGCAGCACGAUGUUCGGCAUCUCGACACGUUGCUCAAAAACAGCCUGACGACGAGCAGAGGCGAAGCAAAAGCGGACUCCAAGUGGAAGCGUGCGAUUGUGAGCUUCUUGGGUAGCCACAUCGUAGCUUGGGGAAAUUUGGACGCCCGACUCCUCCUCCUUGAGGCCCUCAAUGGCGUUGUUGACGGAGGCAAGCUCGCGUGCUAUUUGCCCCUGCUUCAAAACCACAUCCAGUCCAAGGCAAACAAGACAGACAGAGCAUUGGCCGUACUCGGAGAGGCUGGUGCCGAUGCCUACUUGGGUUUCCUUUUCGGUGCCUUCGACCGACACAGCCGUCAAGCUCUCGAAUUCGACGAGGAUGGCGUCUGGACGCUAUUUAUGCAAGCUCUCGAGAGUCAGCAGGCUGGUGUCCAGAAGCACGCGGCUCUCUCGCUCCGUGAGCGUGUCUUUGGUUUGCUCAGCGACGAGAAGAGCAAGCAAGCGUACGAGGUUCUAUUAUUGUGCGUCUCGGACCCGGCGCGGAGCGUCUCUCCUGACGUUCGGUCUUCUUUUGCGUCGCUCAACAUCUCUCCUUCAACUUUCAUCUUGGUCGUCGGGGAACUUCGGAGGUCGAUUUCAUCCACUCUGUCGGCGGGCCCGCAUGCGAAGAAGGCCAGGGUUUCCGAUGCUUCCUCUGCGGGCGACCAGAUGAACGCAGCGUCAGACCGAGCAGCAGCCAUCCUCGUAGAGGUCCUCGAGGCGGCCUUGGCGCGCAAAGGUACAGCGGCGUCGGGUGCCCUUGUUGCAGAGCUCUUCGAGGUGCUUCGCGUUGGGACCGAAAUGGUCUUUGGACGCCUUGGCAAUGCCGAUUACCUGAUGCAGCUCUCGAUGAGCUGUUUGUCCAUGCUACUUGACGACCAAAGGCAGGGAAGCACGUCGUCGGGCGAAGUCAUUCAGAACAUCAGGGCCGACACGAUUGUCAAUGUUGUCAAGUCGUCAAGUAACCCUCAGACCUUCCAGCAGGCUCUCCUUCUCCUUUCAACGGUGGCUCGUUUGGCACCUGACACGGUUCUUCACAACGCCAUGCCUAUCUUUACGUUCGUCGGUUCGACUAUGCUGCAGCGUGAUGACUCGUUCAGCUUCACAGUCAUUGAGAAGACAAUGCGAAGCAUCCUGCCACCGCUCAUCGCCUCGAUCCGGAAGCGACUGUCGAGAGGACAAGACCGCCUUGCCCUCCUCCAGGAGUCCCGUAGCCUCCUCUGCGUGUUUACAGACGCAGCUACGCACGUUCCUCGCCACCGUCGGACUAUCUUCUUCCAGCUUUUGGUGGACAUUUUUGGGCCAAAGGACUUUCUCUCCGGGAUCUGCAUGCUUCUCGUUGAUCGACACGCUCGCAAAGUCUCCAAACAGUCAGCAGCAGACGCCCAGAACACGCUGGCGCUGCCUUUGCUCGUCAUUCAAGCUUACGACGCCCCAACUCAGCUCACUGCCCUCAACGACAUCUGGGCCGAGGUUCAGCGCGGCUAUGAGCACCGCAAUGACGACGCCGUCGAAGCGCGCUCACAUUUGUUCCUUGAUUCGCUCAGCAACGUCCAUAGCGAGCAUUCGGGCCACCGUCUCGAGCCGGCACGGCGCAUGCUGGCCCUGCUGAAGUUCAUCACCUUUGUGUCUGGUCAGCCGAGCUUUGCUGCGAAGGUGCAGGAAGAACGAGGGCUGGACGGCUCUCAAGUCAUCGAUGAGCCACUCGGAAUUUUUACGCAGCAUGCGAUUCAAACGUCGCUGCUGGGUGAUGCUGAGACUCAGCGCUGCUCUCGAGACGCACUCGACAAUGUCAUGUCGCUUGCUUCGGUCGACACGCUCGCCGAUGUCACGAUGAGGCUCCUCGGCGAAGUGGAGCCGAGCCGCCGUCGAAGCGGUCUCGACCUCGUUUCCGACUGCUUGCCCUCCCUCACCGAUGCCAGCCGACGAGAAGCGGCUUCCCUUCUGACGCCGUCGGUCAUCGAAACGAGUUAUGGGCUGCUUUGGAAAAAGGAGACGGGCGAGGCACUGCGGCUCUCGUGCCUUGCUGCUCUACGCGCUAUCGUGUCCGACUGUACCGCUUCCGAGCACAAUGCGCUUAGCGCCGGUGUUCCUGAUCUCGUCAGCCUGAUCAAGGCUGACGCAGCAUCCAUUGAAUUGCGACAGAGCAGUCUGCAGCUCUUGGCCGGCCAAGCGAGGAAGCUCGGUCCUCGUAUCAUCCCGCAGCUUGCCAUAAUCGUCCCGACCUGUGCCCUUCUGAUCGACGACGCGAUCAAAGGCGACGAGGCUGCUCUUGGUGUUCCGGCGAUUGGAGUGCUCAGCUCACUCUGUCAAGCUGUUCCCACAUUCAUGGUUGGGUACACGAACACGAUCAUUACGCUCGCAACCCGCGAGCCCAUCGCGCGCUUCCUCAUUGGCGAAGAGAUGACGUCCUCGAAACUUGCGAGCGCAUUCAGGAGCCUCUUGACGAUGGUCGCUCGACAACUACCCUUCGAGAAAAUUCUCAACGCCGUCGUGGAGCUGUGGCAGUCGACGAAAGACCAAUCAAACAAGUACAUGCACACGGCAUGUCUCGAUGUACUGCGAAGGUGCAUGCAAAGGACAAAGGCGUCGAGGGCCACGAUUGCGUCGACGUACAAGGCCGUGUUCCGCUUUUUGCUCCGAAUCCUCGACCUACGCCGGACGAUGGGUGGCCAAAUGGCAAUCGCAGACUUUGACGAGAUCGAGGCUAUUGCCAUCGGCGUCUUCAUGCAGCUUGUCCUUAAGCUCAACGAAUCAGCGUUCCGGCCUCUCUUCUUGCGUAUUCACGAUUGGGCCGCACUGGAUCUCGUUGAAGACGACGAAGAUGAGCGUCAGUCUGGCAAGGUGUGGGAUCACGGGCUGUGCGCCAGGCGGCUUGUCCUGUACAAGGUCACCAACGCGCUGCUGGACAGGCUUAAAGAGCUGGUCUCGUCGUACUACUCGACCGUUCUGGAUCUCUCUGUGGAGCUCCUCGACGCUUUUUCGUCGCUCGCCAAGUCCUCCGACGGCAUGUCGCCUUUGAAGCACGAGCGAGAAACUAUCCAAGCGCUGUGGUUGGAAGUGAUCUCGAGCUUCGAAAAGAGCGCCAAGUACGAUCGUGGAAGCUUUUGGAACCCUGCACGAUUCGCCAAGACCGUUCCCAAGGUUGUUGAUCAGCUCUCUCUGGCUCCCAUCUUUGUAUUGUCAAGCGGCAGCGGAGGCGAAACCAAGGCAGAAUCGGUAAUGACGACCAAGGGCGCCGAGUUGCUCGCUUUGACCAUCUCAAGACUGGCAAAGACUGUGCCGGACGAAACAUCCCUUAAGCUUGUCAACUCCAAGCUCUUGACGCAAUGUCGCAGAUCGGAUGAGUCACUGCUGGAUGAGGACGAAGACGAGGCAGAAGCGGAAGGAGGGAGCAAGAUCUCGAGGAACAGGAGAAGAUCCGCGAAAGUGGCGGCAUUGACCGCUACUACCACUUUGUGGAGCCAGGAAGCACUUGCACAGACGAUCCUCGGACUCGUGCCCGAGACGGUACCGCACAUUAGCGAGAUGCUCGACGACGAUGACGAAAAAGUUAGACACGAAGUCAGCAGGCUCGUCGAGGCCGUCGAGGGCGUCCUCGGUGAGCCAUUGGAUUCCUACUUGCAGUAGUGACAGAGCCGUAGAGGCUCGAAUUAUGCUGGCAAUUGAUAUCCUUUUGAAAUUUAGAAGUAGAAGUACCCAGUC
Messenger RNA from Acaromyces ingoldii, 6678 nucleotides. RefSeq lists its product as hypothetical. NCBI's taxonomy places the organism in Eukaryota, Fungi, Basidiomycota, Exobasidiomycetes, Exobasidiales, Cryptobasidiaceae. The record is from RefSeq and is a predicted model, not a curated record. The coding region runs from base 46 to 6603 and encodes 2185 amino acids. Gene Ontology annotation, biological process: maturation of SSU-rRNA from tricistronic rRNA transcript (SSU-rRNA, 5.8S rRNA, LSU-rRNA); positive regulation of transcription by RNA polymerase I. Gene Ontology annotation, cellular component: t-UTP complex; 90S preribosome; small-subunit processome. Gene Ontology annotation, molecular function: snoRNA binding. The transcript is spliced from 3 exons.